AGCUGACAGGCAUGGCGUGGCUGCCACUCACACCGCGAAGCGAAACAAGAUAACACAGGCCUGGAACAUCGGUCACUGCCACCAGAACUUCCAGACCAAUUAAACACACAACGAAGGAAUCAUUCCCAGCUGCCAAGAAUCGCCAAGAUGGGCUCUGCGAGAGUUGCCUAGGUAUCUUUUUUAGCUUGGCAAGCGGGCCUUGGACUGGACGCUUUUUCUCUCAACUCGUGAGUGCACGAAGCCGUGGCGAUGUGGUAUUUCGAGGAAGGAAUCGCAAUGGGUGGAUUCCACCCCGCGCGCUGGCCCCGCCAGUCUGGGGAAAAACUCGGGACGACGUGGAGAUGAACACAUCUCACUGUGCCACUACGCGACACCAGCGCUCCAACCGGAUGAUUGAGCUACACCGGAUCGGGAAGUUCCCGAGGCACUUUUGCGUUCCAAGCCGGCUUUUGCUGCGUUGAGCAGGUUCGGCAGUUUGAAGGUUUCUGGGCUGUGGGCCGAUGUUUGUUCUUCCCAACUUCUUUGGUUUCGGGCUCGAUGGGUAUUCGUCUGUGCACCUGUGUGAGAAGACAAGGGUCCAUUGGUUCUCGUCCUAUGGGCGUCUGCGAUGAGUGAGUGAACUGGGGGAAGUGGGUAGGUAGGUAUACUCCGUACGGGGGUGGGCACAACAGUUGCUCAUGGGGUUUGAACUGGGGUUGGGAGUCAUUAAUCUGUCAUUUCUCCCGCAAAGUGGGUAUAUAACAGCCUUCCCCAUGCCCUGGUGGAUCAAUUGAUCUUCAGUUCGUGUUUCAUCCGCUCUUUUCUCUCUCUAUAGGACCAUUCGACACCUUUCAGGAGAUACUUUCGAGUUUCCCUACUGCCAAAAUGGCCCCGUUCGCUGAUGAGAAGCGCUCCAGCGUGGAGAAGAUCGAGAAUGCAAACCUGCCUGCCUUGAAUGCGCUGGACUAUGAUGAGGAGUACUCGCCUGAGGAGCAGAAGCGGAUUAUUCGGCGCGUUGAUCUUCGUCUCGUUACGAUUACCGGCCUUGCGUACUGUGUUUCGCUCAUGGAUCGUACCAACUUGAGUAAUGCUGCCAUUGCUGGUAUGGUGGAAGAGCUGCAUCUCUACGUUGGAUUCAGAUAUGUGCGUUCGAGCGCCAACGAUUAUUGUUGACUUACUAACGCAGUGUAGUCCAUUGUCGUCCUUAUGUUCUUCGUCCCUUAUAUCAUCGCCCAGCCUCCCCUCACAGCGAUCACUAGAAAGCUGGGACCGACUUAUUUCCUCGGAAGUAUCGUGAUUUCUUGGGGAGCCAUCCUCAUUGUACGUCUUGAUUUCUUUCACGCGUUGCACCUGCUAAAUGUAUCAGGGCAUGGGUUUCGCAAAGAACUGGAAUCAUCUAGUAGCUUGCCGUGUGCUACUUGGUCUCCUAGAGGCAGGUUACUUCCCUGGCUGUGUUUAUCUCUUGUCCAGUUGGUACGCGAGAUAUGACGUCCAGAAGCGAUUCUCCGUCUUUUACCUGAUCGGCUGUGUGGCCUCGGCGUUAGCUGGUAUCUUGGCUUACGGCCUGAUGCAGAUGGAUGGAGUUCAAGGUCUAGGUGGCUGGAGGUGGAUCUUUAUCAUUGAGGGCGUGAUCACCGGUGUCAUCGGAAUUCUGGCCAUAAUCUUCCUCGUCGACUUCCCUGAUCGGGCUCAUAAGUCUUGGAGGUUCCUCAGCGAGAAGGAGUGCGCUUUUAUUGUGCGACGCAUCAACCGCGACCGAUCUGAUGGAAAUGCAGAGCCCUUCACCCUGAAGCGGUUCCUGUCCCCGGCACUUGAUUUGAAGAUCUGGGGCUUCGCGAUGAUCUUCUUCUGCGUGACGACCGUUAGCUAUGCGAUUGCAUACUUCCUUCCAAUCAUCCUCUCCGUGGGUAUGGGCUUUGAUACUGGUGUCUCUCAGUGCCUUGUUGCGCCCCCAUAUGUCGCUGCUGGUUUCGUGAUGUAUGGAACUGCUUGGGCGGGAGACAAGUACCGCGUCCGUGGCCCUGUUCUGAUCUUUAAUGCUCUCCUAUGCAUCAUUGGCCUUCCUAUGAUGGGUUUCGCCAAAAGCAAUGCUGCGCAGUACGUCGGUGUCUUCUUUACCGUGGCUGGUUCCAACGCGAAUAUUCCCGCCGUCAUGGCGUAUCAGGCCAACAAUGUCCGUGGUCAGUGGACCCGUGCUCUGUCCAGCGCCACGCUCGUUGGCUUCGGAGGCAUUGGUGGUAUUGCGGGCAGCUUGGUCUUCCGCGAGCAGGACAAGCCUCAUUACCGACCGGGUAUCUGGUGUGCGAUUGCUUGCAAUCUGCUCCUCAUGGUCAUUGUCGUUGUUCAAAGCGUGUGGUUCCGUUAUGCCAACAAGCAGGCGGACCAGGGCAAGCGCAUCAUUGAGGGCUCGCCUGGUUUCCGCUACACGAUUUAG
Messenger RNA from Aspergillus calidoustus, 2413 nucleotides. The record is from the annotation of a GenBank genome assembly. NCBI's taxonomy places the organism in Eukaryota, Fungi, Ascomycota, Eurotiomycetes, Eurotiales, Aspergillaceae.